CGCCGUCACGAAGAUGGAGACUCCAUGGGCUGAAGUUCUAGGUCUUACAACACCGUCACAUAUAAGUAGUAAAAUAAAAACAAGUGAUUAAAAGAAAUGAUAUGAAACUUGUCGCUCGUCUGAAAAAGCUACAACCAACAGACAAAGAACUAAUAUUUUUUUUAUCUCUUUUAAAUUAGGAAGUUAUUAUAAUAUGUAUGUUCCAAGCUGCUAUAUGAGAAACAGUAACUAUGUGCAUCUCUUCAAUGAAUUUUUUGUUGUCGCAUGAAUCGAUCCACCCAAGUGAAUCAUGACACGGAAAAGUUACAUGGCCCGAAGAAGGAUGGUGUUUCCUCACGCACGUUCACUACUCUUGAUGUCCCUGAUGCUGCUGGUGAUGCAACUACCGGCACACGUCUUGUCUACAGUCAACAGGAAAAGGUGCCCCUGCGCCAGUGCAAAACUAGAUAAUGACACUGUUGUCCUGAAAGAGAACCUUACUGACACCACCACCAGGGCGAGGGAGCUGAACUGUUGUGCCCGCCGUCUUCUGGCCGCCUUUGACCCGUUAUAUCAUCCUAACGACUCCAUCACCAUUGUGUGGUAUUUCAAAGGUAAGGAAUAUAAAGUGGAAGAACAGUGGUCUAAACAAGUAAGCACCUUUGAAAUUGGUUUUUGCGGCCUGGAGACGCUGGAAAGCAAUAAUUUGAAGUUUCGAGACGAGGGCGUAUAUAGCUGUGCGGUAACCUCAUCCAGCGGGGCCUCCGUCACCAAGAACUUUUCUUUGUGCCUCAAGAUGAACGAGGACCUAGGAAAGCCUCCUUUCAAUCCAUACAUCUCAGAAAAUGCUCUAGCUUUACUGAGGCACACGGUCAUCUUCAGUUGUUCGGCGUACGUCGGGGAACGUCGCUGCGCAAGGAAGGAAGACUACCGCAUCGUGUGGACCAAGGAACUCUCGAAUGGCUCGUGGGUGGAGGCCUCUGCGCUGGCCCACACUGACGUUACUACGCCAGGUGUUGAGAACGAUGUGAUGAAGAGUCGAUUAACAAUACGCAGCGUGGAAACAGAGCAUUUUGGGCGCUACCAUUGCACCGUCACCAAUCCCAUCGGCAGCCUCAUCCUCAACGUCACCCUCAGCAACGGAGUGCCGCCAUUGGCUCGGGUGAAGGGGCAGUACCUGGCGGCGCUUGUCACUCUGGUGGGCGCUGUGAUGUCCCUGGUAGCAGCAGUGUUGUUUUGCCAUCGAUGUCAGGUGGCCUUCUCACUUCAUUACCGUCAGAAGAAGACAUUGUCGUCAGAGGACCACCAGUACGAUGUGUUCCUGGUUCACGGAGAGUCUGCCUCCCGCUGGGUAUGCUCCUUCCUGUUGCCGGCAUUGGAAGACUCCUUUGGCUACACGUGUUUCCUGCCACAACGGGACAUGUGCGGUGGAAGCAUGAUCCUCGAGGAAGUGGCGGAGAUGGUGUAUGAUUGCCGCUGCGUGGUGGUGGUGGUAACUCCGUGUUUGCUGGAGACCCCUUGGGCUGCUUGGGCACUGCACAACGCUAUGAAAGCCGCAUUGCAGGCACGCACUCGUCUCCUCGCCCUUCUUCUACAGGACCUGAAGCCCAGAAAAGGAACCCCCGACACUAGUGGUAUUGUUGGCGUCCUCAAGCAAGUUAGAAAGAUUCCUGUCCCGCGAUCAAGCAAAUGGGAAGAUUUCAAGCCGAAAAAGGAUCUGCAUCCUCAAAGUCCACCUCAAGAAGACACGAAGGUACUCGAGGCCACUAACUGUUCGAAGUCUUUGAGUGUGGAUACGACGGUGUGCAGGUCUCGUUCCAAGUCCCCGAAGAAGCAGAAACUCUCUAAUAUGAUUUCUAGUGGCCACAUAGACUCAAGAGAUACUGCAAGAGAUAAAACAGAACUAAGUCCUGUCAUAUUUCUAGAAAAUGAAAACUCAGUAGAUCCUUGUUCUCCAUGUUCAGAGACACCUUUCAUCUGUCCAUCGUCAGCGGAUGUACAAAAGCAUAAAGCCAUCUUGGUUGAGUCGAAGAAAAAGCCAUCACUGAGCACCUUCCUGAGUGUGCUGUGCGCGGGUGACCAGCAGGAGAUAUUUUGGCACACUUUCCUGGGAUGGCUUGGGGCCUCAGGUGCUACCAUGCCACAACAACACGCCUCUCCCACUACGUGUUCUGCUUAACCCCUUCAGUACUGGGAUACAUUUAUACCUUGAGAUCUGUGUACGAUUAGACCAAUUUAUUUACAUUUAGGAGGGUCUAUGGAGGUCAAAAGAUUAAUGGCCACAGUCUUCACAAAUUUAAUCUCCUCAUGAGUUCCUGAAUCUAUAUAAAAUUACCAAAUAAUAAGCAGAAUGAAUAUAGAAACGCGUCAUGGUACUGAAGGGGUUAAAGCAACAACAGUCAAACUAGCAUAUCUGUUCUCUUUUUUGACAUCUUACAGGAUAUAUAAAUCCUCAGAGCUGAGGAUGUGAGCAGACGCGUAGUGUAGUGGUUAGCACGCUCGACUCACAAUCGAGAGGCCCGGGUUCGAGUCCCGGGAAGCGGCGAACCAAAUGGGCAAGCCUCUUAAUGUGUGGCCCCUGUUCACCUAGCAGUAAAUAGGUCCUGAAGAUGCCUUCUGUCUGUGAGGCGAAACGUUGGAAAAUUAUAAAGCAGGAGAUAUGAAGAUUUCCAUGGUGAUUUCCCUGCACGUUUAGUAUCCU
Portunus trituberculatus (swimming crab) is the source of this 2680-nucleotide messenger RNA. RefSeq lists its product as uncharacterized. NCBI's taxonomy places the organism in Eukaryota, Metazoa, Arthropoda, Malacostraca, Decapoda, Portunidae. Gene Ontology annotation, biological process: signal transduction. The record is from RefSeq and is a predicted model, not a curated record. The transcript is spliced from 12 exons. The coding region runs from base 290 to 2158 and encodes 622 amino acids.